Molecule: messenger RNA, 501 nt
Organism: Penicillium canariense
Lineage: Eukaryota; Fungi; Ascomycota; Eurotiomycetes; Eurotiales; Aspergillaceae
Exons: 4
Coding region: 1-501 (166 amino acids)
Biological process (GO): vacuole fusion, non-autophagic
Molecular function (GO): endopeptidase inhibitor activity
Source: RefSeq, a predicted model, not a curated record
AUGGGGACGAAAGAGGAGAAAGAAGGCGAGGUCGGGCGAGUUGGAGGUUGGAAGUGCAGUGACGAGCCGAAGGGAUUGCUGGCCGAAGCCCGCAGUCACCUGACCUCCAUGACGCAGACCCGCGCCAGCUUGGGGCAUGUCGUGUGCCGCAACUCAACUUCUACAGACUUGUCAUCGCCCCUUACCAUCAUGAAGUUCCUGUUGACUGCUCUGCUGGCUCUCCUACCUUUGGCGCUGGCCGCCAAGUCCCUUAAAUCUGUCGUUGUGACUUUCCCCAAGGGCACUCCGUCCGGGGUUAUUGACCAGGCCAAGAACUCGCUGGUCGCUGCGGGUGGUGUGAUCACUCAUGAAUACCAUCUCUUCCCCGGUUUCGCCGCCGAAGCUCCCGUCAAUGCUCUUCAAACUCUCUCGACUCAGGACGCCGCCUACAAGCCCAUCAUCGAAGAGGACAAGAUUGUGACGGCAAUUGGAGAUUGUGUGGGCGAAGAACACUCGUUCUGA